UUGGUUAUUGGCGGUGGAGCUUCAGGUUCUGGCGUUGCUUUGGAUGCUCAGUCUCGAGGAUUAAAAACUGCGUUGGUCGAAUAUGAUGACUUUGCCAGUGGGACAAGUUCAAGAAGCACGAAAUUGAUCCACGGAGGGGUUCGAUACUUGCAAGCUGCUAUUUUCGGUUUGGAUCGGGAGCAGUAUAGGAUGGUCAAGGAAGCCCUCUUUGAACGUGCUAAUUUAAUUCAUUGUGCCCCUCACUUGGCUUUUCCACUGCCCAUUAUGCUGCCGAUUUAUAAAACGUGGCAAGUUCCAUAUUACUGGCUGGGAGUUAAAUUAUACGACUUUGUUUCGGGAAAACGUGUUUUAAGAAAUUCCUUUUAUAUAAGUAAGGAAAACGCCUUGGAACGCUUUCCAAUGCUUAAACGUGAUUCUUUAAAAGGGGCACUGAUUUACUACGAUGGCAUGCAUAAUGAUGCCAGGAUGAACUUGUCUGUGAUAUUGACAGCAAUAAGACUUGGGGCUAAAGCUGUGAAUCACACCAAAGUGGAAGGAUUUCUGAAAAAUAAAGAUGGAACAUUGUGUGGUGCUCACGUUAAAGAUAUGCUAACUGGAGAUGAGUGGGAUAUCAAAGCAAAGGCGGUGGUGAAUGCUACUGGGCCAUUCACAGAUUCCAUUCGUUUAAUGGCAGAUCCAGAUGCAAAGCCAAUCUGCCAGCCUUCUGCUGGCGUCCAUAUUGUUCUGCCUGCUUACUACUGCCCGGCGAAUACUGGUCUUCUGGAUCCGUCAACGAGUGAUGGACGUGUCAUAUUUUUUUUACCUUGGGAAGGUAUGACCGUUGCAGGCACUACAGAUGCUCCUACUAGUGUCACUUUCAGUCCAAGUCCUAGUACUGUUGAUAUAGAAUUUAUUCUUCAAGAGAUACGUCGGUAUCUAUCUGAUGAUGUUCCAGUUCGUCGUGGAGACGUCAUGAGCGCUUGGUCAGGGUUAAGGCCAUUAGUAAGGGAUCCGAAUAAGAAGGACACAAAGUCUCUAGCCAGGAAUCACAUUAUUGAAAUAUCGAAAAGCAAAUUAAUUACUAUAGCUGGUGGUAAAUGGACAACAUACCGACACAUGGCUGAGGAAACAGUUGAUGCUGCAGUUAAAGCUUGUGAUCUAAAGCAGCGGAACCCUUGUAUAACUGCUGGUUUGUUACUAGAGGGCGCUCAUCACUGGGAUCCGCUGUUACACAUUCGUCUAGUCCAGGACUAUGGGCUUGAGGAGGAUGUGGCGAAACAUUUAUCCAAUACCUAUGGCGAUAGAGCAUCCGUAGUUGCUCGCUUGUGCCACAUGACUGGAAAACGUUGGCCAGUGGUUGGUCACAGGCUGCAUGUAGAAUUUCCUUAUGUAGAUGCAGAGGUUAGGUACGCAGUCCGCGAGUAUGCCUGUACCGCAAUAGAUGUUAUCGCUCGUCGGCUUCGACUAGCUUUCCUAAAUACUUAUGCUGCUGAUGAAGUUCUGGAAAAUGUUGUGGAAAUUAUGGCACAGGAAUUGGGAUGGGAUAAAAAGGAAUGCGAUCGACAAAUUGCUGAGGCCCGGAAAUUUAUCAAUGUCGAGAUGGGCCAGAAUGCACGCAUGCAGUCUGUUUCUGAAGCCCCACUGAGCUUGACAAUGGAAGAGAUGACGGCUGCGAAACAGCGUUUCAACUUGCUUGAUAGGGACAAUAAAGGCCACAUAACCCUCAAUGACCUACGCAACCAUUUCAGGGCGCAUGGUGAGAAGAUUGAUGAACGUCUCUUGCAUGAGAUUUUAAAUGAAGUGGAUCUGAAUAAAAAUGGAGAAAUUGACAUGAAUGAGUUCUUUAUAAAUCGUCUAGCUCGUUAUUUAGAGCAGUUUCAAGAAAGAACUAUAGUCCAUGUUGACCGGUCUGGAGGAGGAUUAUAG
Enterobius vermicularis (human pinworm) is the source of this 1905-nucleotide messenger RNA. NCBI's taxonomy places the organism in Eukaryota, Metazoa, Nematoda, Chromadorea, Rhabditida, Oxyuridae. The record is from the annotation of a GenBank genome assembly.